GUUCGACUACCGGCAACGUUCAGUUCUCGUUUGACUCUUGGCGCUGCACGUCAUACCUACGCGCGCGCGUGCACGUAACUUAACGUAGUAAUAGUAUACGAUUACAAUAAUAAUUUUAUUUAAUAUUUAAUAGUGACGUACACGCCGGUUAUAAAUAUAAAAAUUACAUUUUUUUUUUUUAUCAAGUCUUGAUUUACAAUACCCGUACACUCGAUAUUCAUUACACGUUUCACGUUUAUAGUUUUAAUAUUUUAAUAUUUUUUUUUAUCAAUUUUUCACAUUCACACUUGUACACCUAUAUUAUUUUUGGAUGUGAUGACACCGAAUCUUUGGAUACGAUACCAUCAAUCAUCGGUGGAUCUGACAAAUGUACGAGAAUAUCAAACAUAACCGUCGGCAAUGUUAAAGUGGACUGUGGCCGGACAGAGGGGCGGGGGAACGGCGACGUGGAGACAAACGACGGUGGUAGACGAGUCACCGCAGUGUUUUUCAGAAAAGCCGCGGCGAAGACGACCGUCCAGGAUGUCUGGUAAACACGACAAGGAAAACGCCGAGUGCAUGGACGUGUUGACACCGACAGCGAAGACGUGUCGCCGACGUCGUCGAGAGAGCUUGAGAGACGUGAGCAACCACAAUAGCCCGGCGGCGGCAGCGUUGCAGAUGUCGCCGGGCAGCAGACGAACAAAAAGUCCCUGCACGGAAGUCCAUUGGAUGCCUGUGCAAAAGAGGCGUUCCGGUGACGAUAUAUGUUGGACGGACGACAAAGUGAAACGGAAAAAGCCGUGUACGGCUGACCACUUGAUCUCAACGGCGUACGCGGCUGUCGCGACGUUCGCCUCCGCGACGACAGCAGCGGCAUCGGCAGAAGUCACCUCUGCCGUCGCCGUCACCUCCGCGGCCGACGAGCAGCUGUGCGUGUCCAUGUCCCCUGCCGAGGAACCGGUUCAGCUGUCGCACAAACGUUUGCCCGCCCUGCCGACGGUUCGGCACCGCAGUCCGGGCGACCUGCGCGCGUCCAGGCUGAUCGAUCGGUAUGUGGAUCAGAUACGCAUGGACGACGUGACGUUCGGCCGCGGCAACGUCGAUCGGCUCAGCAUCGUGUCGCCGUUGGCCAAGCGACUGGCCGAUAUCCGAUUGCGGCGAUCUCCCGGUCAGACGACGACGACGACGACGAUGACGACGGAGGCCUGCAAACGGAAACGAUCGUUGUCCGAUUGCGAAGACGAUUGGCCGCCGACGCGUACGCCGAUCGCCGGCAACAAGCGGCCCACCGCCGCGUGGUGGUGGCAGUGCUCGGGCGGCGGCGGCGGCGGUCUCACCCUCCCUGAUGGCCUCCCCAGUCCGUUCCACUCGACACUCGAUCGUCACCGCGGCCCACUUCACCCGCGGCCGACCGGCACGCCCAGCCCUAUAACGCCACUCCGCCGGCAGUCGGCAGCCGACGAUUCCGACGACUAUUGGAAGACGCCCGUCGGCCCGUCACUGGCCACCGGCGUCCGCGCCGACCGACUGCUGUCCACCACGUCGUCCACGACCGUCGACGACGAGAUCAUCUGCUGCAGCGACCCGCGCAGCCCGGCCGUACUGGACGAAACGUUCACGCUCAAGUCACGCAGGUGUCUGUCGUUCGUUUCUCCGCCGCCGUCCGACUCGUCGGCCAAAAAGCGGAACCGGAAGUCACUGAAAAAGCCAUCUUCUGCCACCGCCGACAAAGCUUCCGGUCUAGAGGUAUCCAUUGAAUUGAAAGACACAACUCACUUAACUGUAUUACUUAAAAGAGGCAGAAAUCUGGUGUGUGCAGAUGGUGAACCGCCAAACACCUAUAUAAAGGUUUACUUAGUACCCGGUAAAGGAACUUGCCACAAGACCCGAGUACGGCACAAUUCUACCAACCCUCGUUUCGACGAAUCCCUUUGCGUACCACUCUCUGAGGAAGAUCAAGAUAAAAGAAUAUUGAUAUCCGCUUGGCACCGAGACAGAAUGAAAAGAAGGAGCGAGUUCUUGGGCUAUAUGUCGUUUGCAGUGAAAAACGUACUCAAAAAAGAAAUAAACGGUACGUUCAAACUCGUACCGCAGAGUCCCGGGCGAAUGCCACCGCACUCGACGCCGGCUCAUCGACCGCAAGACCUGACCGUGGUUAAAACCGUACACUGCAGUACCGAUGACGAAGAAGAAGACAUCAUGAUUGAUGACGAAACUACACCCAGUAACCAUUCAGUGUCCGUCAAGGUAAAAUGUAGUCAGAAGCCAAAAAAAGACACAUUGGCCACCAAAACUGGCAACGAAGAAAACAAAUUCUUGCAAUACCUGGAGUUAGAUCCUCCGCUAUCGUCCAAUAAAGAUGGUAAAAGCGGCAGAACCCCGUUCACGAUUACCAAACGGCUAUCGAAACCUUCAGGAUCCAGUUUUGGAUUUUCCAUAGCGUGGACUCAUCCCCCGAGGGUGGAGAGAGUGGAGUGCGGUUUGCCUGCAGAUCAAGCGGAUCUGAAACCCGGAGACUAUGUAGUAUUCAUAAAUAAAACUAACGUAGUAAUGAUGGCCGAAGAUGACGUCAUGGAAUUGAUUAAAUCGUGCGGCAAUCAGCUAUCGUUGGAAGUGUACAACAAAACUACGACGACCAACCGAAGGAGGAAUCAACCACCUCCGCGAUCUGCGUCCACGCCGGGCGUACUCAGCUUAGCCGCCGCCGCGGUCAGUCAGAGCGACACGACCGUUUCCCUGCAAGAGCCGCCCAGAAGACGAUUUCACAUACCUCAAGUGACGUUCACGUCCGAGAACUUAUCCGGCGAUAUGGACUCGCAACUGAGGUGGAUUCAUCAACUUCUCACGGCUGAGCAACAGUUCGUGUUGUGUUUGCAAUUUGGUAUUGGGAGGUAUCUGUUGCCGUUGGCCGAACGCAAAGACGUACUCAAAUCUAAAGAACACGCUGCUCUAUUUCAAAACGUUCAAGAGCUGCUGCGCACCACGGAGGACACCCUGGAGCGCAUAAUCGACAACGACUGGAAAAUGUUGGCACGGAACACGUGCAAGACAUACGUGAAGAAAAUCGAUCAAAUCAACGGAGCAUAUUACAAAUACUGUAAGGGCAUCAUUCACGCAGAUUGCGUGCUUGUGGAAAAAAUACGAAAUUCCAAUUUUCUGGAAUUGAUUAAAGACCCACCCAUACCUGACCGUAGGCCAGAUUUGAUCACGUUUAUUCACAAACCAUUAGAGCAUUACAGAAACAUAUUAAAAUGCAUGCAACUCAUUCAGAUCAAUACCGAACACGACGAUGAAGGUUUUGAAGCGUUGUCACACAUAGUCCACGAAAUGCAGACGACAUAUCGAUUUAUAACUGUGGAAUCCGGUUUAAUGGAACCGGAAGUGGAUGGGAAGCCUUUACUGUCUCUCAAUGAUUUAGAAGCCCGUCUGGUGUUUACUAGGUGCAAGCCUUUUACAUUGAACACGCCAGACCGCCAUUGGAUAUUCGCCGGUGACCUAAGCCGCGUGGAAGGACGAUCCGUCAGGUCUUACUGGGCGCUAUUGUUUUCCGACAUUUUGUUGUUCACCAAAGUCAGUAGGGACCGAGUGUUAUUUGUCACGGACGAACCCUUGCCAUUAUCCUCAAUUGCUCAAACACAGUUCUCUGUCAAGAAAAAAGAUACCGAAUUCCGGUUGGUAAUUAGCAAUGGAUCGGACACGUCAUCGUGUCACAGUAGUCCGGCCAUGACCGGAUGCAGCCCUCUGUUUGCCGACCUGUCUGGUACUCUUUCAAGACUACCUAAAAACAAAGGAAGAGUAAUCGUGCUUCGAGCACCCAAAGCUGAACUGAAAGCUGUGUGGCAAAAUCUCAUUCAGAGACAAAUACUGAUGCUGGAUAAAAACGCAUUCGUGCCGGACGGUAAGUUUAACGGACCGUCGUCGUCGGAACCACCGGACUCGCCGGACGACCUGUUGGCCAACUCGCUGGCCACGCUGGACGACGACGUCUACGCGGACAGGCUAAAGUCGUUUGCCGCGUCGUUGGUGGAUGAGAGGUGUCAGCGGAUGACCAAGAGCAGUACGUGCAACAAGGGCAAGGCGCUGCACAUAUCGCAGUGGAUCAAGGGCGAACUCGGUGGGGGUGUAGUUGACGGUGGCAGUUAUGGCCCCAGUGGAGGUGGCAACAGCGGUGGUAGUGGCUACGAUGACGAUGACUUGGAAUUGUGGUCCGCAGAACAGAUGAACGCCAAACAGGCAGAGAUCGAACGUCGGUUGUCCUCGGCGGCGGCGGCCAGAGACGGUGUAGAGGCCAUCAUCGAAUACGCGAAUACAGCAGAAACCAUAUCGGUGGUCAGCAGUCCGGACGAUAGUCAAAGAACGGUCGUACCGGAAAACAUGUGCGAAAAGUGUCAAAAAAAAUGUGACAUCAACGGCAACCAGCAUGCCGACGCUUUCCUCGACAUGGAUCCCGAUAAUAAGUGGAAACCAUCCACGGUGUCCGUGUCCAUAGACCUCAGCCCUUGUGAACCUUUCGGACACAUAAUUAAUCACAAUAACAAUUACGUGAACAACAAUAUUGGAAAUGACAGCGGUAACAUGUACAAUAACGAGGACGAUGACGACGACGAAGACGACGAUGGACUCGAACCAGAUCAACCGUAUGCUUUACUAUCAUCGUCACCACCACUACAACGUAGCGCUCAUCAACAUUAUCAACAAAACCAACAACAAAUUCGAGUACAACCACGGUUUUCGUCGACGUGUAGCUUGGAUAGAACUGGCACGAAUCGUGAUCAUUCGACGGAUAGUUUAGACAGAGUGGAAUAUUGUUCGACCACUGAUUACCGGUGGCCCGAAGACUUUUGUCCCGUUACAGCCAGCUGCUGUCUACCAACCGACGAAGACUACAACUACGAUGCAUCGAGCGAAGAAUUUUGGGGAACGCCGAAUAGUAGUACUACUUCGCCGUUAUCCGUUGAAGUGAAUUACCACGAAGAACAGCAAAAUGAAACACUAUUUUUGUCUUCAGUUAUAUCCUCCUCUACACCUAAAAAGAGACCAGCUCGACUAGAACCACUAAUCGAAGAAAUUGAAUCAUCUGACAAUACUCCGUCAUACGAAUACAAAGAGAUCGUUUACGGAGAAGGUCAGACUCUUUUGGACUUUAAAACCAGAACCGUGGCUGGGUCCAAAGACAAAAAUUCUGCAGAAAAAUCAAUCACCAAAAACUUAAGUUGUAAUUAUGGUUUUGCGAAUGCGACAGAUUUAACAUGUUGUGGCGUACGUCCGGCAGGAGCCGUCCGAAGAGGACUUGCAGCACCGAAUCUAAAAUGAGCGCAAAUUUUAUUCGGAGAAGACGCGUUAAGUCCGAAAAAUCAAAACAGAACAAAGAAAUCAAACUCAAUCUUAUUGAAAGCGUAUACUUAUUACUCUUUGGUUAACUUACUGUAUCAUAUAAUAUUAACUCAUAGUAUAGGUAUUAUAGGUACCUCAUAAUAGUUGAUCGUCCUAGAUAUUUUUUACUACUUACGUACCUAUACUCUAUCACUUUGAUAAGUUUUAUCCAAUAGAAACAUAUACCAAUAGGUAUAUAUGGCUUAAAACCAAAACAAAUAUUUUAUUUUUUUUGAAUUUGAAUUUGAAUUAUUAAUAUUUUAUAAAUAUAGUUUUCAUGAAAUUGUUAUAUAAUUUCGAUUUGGAUUCUGGAAAUCAUAAGAUAAAAUUCUGAUCUCUUGUUUAAAAUAUCGGUUUAUGUAUAUACUAUAUAUAUGAUGUGGUUUAUCAAUAUAUAAAUAUCGAUAAACCGAUUAAUUCGGUGUCAUAUCGAUGUAUUGAUAUUAAAAACUUAUUUAAAAACCAGUGGUCUAAAACCUCGCAGUUUUGAACUAAAUGCAAUAUAAUAUGUCAUUACUCAUAGUCAUUACGAUACAAUCUUUAAUUAAAUACGAUAUACAUUUUAUACAUAUAAAAGUACUUAGGUUGUAUUGCAUAUUUUUAAUCAAAACAGCAUUAUCAUAUUAUUCAUAUUAAAACAAUAAUAAUAUGUGGUUGUGCUAUGCUAAUAGACUGAUUAUUCUUUUUUUAUAUAAUUGUUUUUAUUGUAUGUUACGACAACGAUGUCUGAACAUUUUCCAAAUUAGUACGUUAUACGUUAUUUUCACUCGUUUUACUUCAAAAAAAAAACUAUUUUAUUUUUAUAUACAACGAACUUACCUCGAGUCUUUGGCUCAUUAAAACUUCGUUAGAAUCCAUCAUCAACAUGUUUACCAUUGCAUUACAAUCAGUGUAUGCUUGUUUUUCGGUUGUACAAUAUAUUAUUAUAUAAUGUAUACCUUAUAGGUAUACAUAUAAGUAAAUAAAAUUUCAUUUUAAAGCGACAAAAAAAAGUUCUUUGAAAUGUAUUAUAAGGUAAUGAUUUGACAAUAUAGAAGUACAAAUGGUACGCAGGAUUUACAAAAUACAUAUGUGCAUAUGUGCUAUACUAGUAUACUCUUAACCUCAUUGUUAUUAUUGCUUUACAAAUAUAUAUAUAUAUAUUAUAAGAUAUUAUUUAAUAAAUAAACAUUCACACCUGGUGAAUAAGAUGGGUGAUAUAAUGCAGGAAAUACACUAUAAUCUUUUUUGGGAGUUAAUUAUUUAAACUUGAACAAUUUUAACAAUUGGUACCAAAUAACAAUCGUUAAAUGUUUAAUGAACUUUAAUCAAGCAAAAACAACCAGAAUGAAAGAUUUUAAAUAUAUUAAGUUGAUUGAACAUAUAUACAUGCGCAUAGGCAAAAAUUUACGUACUUAAAAAUUGCAUUCAAAAAUUAAAUUUAAAAAUGAACAUGUAUCAGUAUGAUCUUAUUAUUUGAUGCAGUUAAGAAUUACAAUCAGUUAAAGUACAUAUAGGUUUUCUACUUAAAUGUGAUGAUUUUGUCGAAGACUUUUAUUACAUACAUAAUAUGUACUCCUAUUUCAAUUUCAAACAAUCAAAAAUACUUUUUUUAAAUGUUAUUCGCUCGUAAACGUUAACUAUAACUCGACAUAACUACUGCAAUUACAUCUAUUCGAUUUUCUUAAUACUCCUUAACUAUUCCCGGUUACAAGCACCUAUUAAGAUGUACAGUUUAAACCUUCUUUAGUUUUAAAUCAUUUAAUGACAAGUUGUAGGUUAUAAUAAUAUCAUGACAUUACGAUAAUAUAAAUUAGAUAAUAACGGUUGAAUAUCAAGCAAAUUAAACAUAACAGCCAGUGACGGAUUUAGGGGGGGGUGCUUGGGAGCUGAAGCACCCCCCGUUCCGCGUAUUUUUAUUAAAAAUUACUAAUAAUUCGACAAUUUAAAAAUAAAAUAAAAUAUGUUAAAUUGUUUAUAAUUUUUAUUUUGCUUAAUUAUGUUUAAGUAGCAAAUCAUUAAUUUUUUUUUCCCAAAUUGUGCAUAUAUAAUAAGUACUUUAGGACUAUUAUUAUUAACAAAAUAGCGUUCACCAUAAAAAAACCUAGAUCCGUCACUGAUAAUAGCUAAUUUAUGUAGGUAACUAAAAACAUUGUAAACAUUUUUAUCUUUGAUAUUAUUUUAAAAAAUUUUACUUUUUAACUAAAUUUCCAUUAAAAAAAAUUCUAUACAAUUUAUGUAGGCAAUGAAUAAUGUAAUAUACUAUUACAAACCAUAUACUUAUUUCAAAUGCUCAGCUGUUAUUUAUAAUCGUUGAAAUAAUUUCUAUAUUUAAGUGUACUAUAUUUCCUUACUUAUUCGUUAUUUGCAAAAUUUAAAUUUUAUUCUAAAUAAUUAUACUAAUAGCUAAAUAACAUGUACUACCUACCUAUACCUAUAUACAUCUCUGAAAGCGGACAAACUAUUGCAUUUAUAUUUUUAUUUUAAGUAAACAAAAUUAGAUACAACUUAUUGUUUAUGUAUAAAAAUUGUUUUUAUUUCAUUUAUUUGUAUUUCUGGAUAGGUAAUAUACAAUGUAAACCUAUCCAAGAAAAUUGUCAAAAUGUUUUCAAUAAAGUUAAAACCUUACAAAA
Molecule: messenger RNA, 7967 nt
Organism: Rhopalosiphum padi (bird cherry-oat aphid)
Lineage: Eukaryota; Metazoa; Arthropoda; Insecta; Hemiptera; Aphididae
Gene: PsGEF
Exons: 28
Coding region: 400-5295 (1631 amino acids)
Biological process (GO): signal transduction
Cellular component (GO): nucleus; plasma membrane
Molecular function (GO): guanyl-nucleotide exchange factor activity; protein binding
Source: RefSeq, a predicted model, not a curated record